CGCAAACGGAAGGAUCGCUGUCGCAUAGUCGCAACCUCCAUCUGCGACUGAAGCAAUUUACGCGACAAUACUUUGUGCGCGUCGGAACCUCCUCUUUGCCAACCACUGUUCCUUGUCCCAAUACCCGAUUCUCACGAAACUCUACCCUUACACCAGAUGGAUGUCCGUCCAGCAUCGAAACAUCGGUAGUAGAGCUCCGAACCGCCCAAGCGCAAAUCACUUCGACAGCUCGACUCGAUGGAACGACCGACCAAACGAUCGCGAACUGGCCCUGCGCCCUUUGACGAUGAAGAGAUUGUUGGCGAUGAGCUCAACCACCAGCCCGAGGAGGUCAACCAGCUACGAGACCCAGGCUACCAACUCGAACAGGCCCGAUCAUUCGCUGCCUUCAAGUUAAAGUCAGCUUUUGAGAACAUCUUCGAAAAGUAUGGGAAAGACUUUGACGGCAUUGGCGACGAAAUCGAUCUGAGGACUGGUGCGAUUGUUGUCGACAACGGCCACAUCAAGUCUCUGAAAACGACGACAAUUGGUGUCGAGAGCGAUGAUGACGACGAAUCUGAAUCCGAGUUGGGAAACGAGGAGGAGACGACAUCACACGGACAAGAAAGCAAGCAGAAUGCGACUGCAUUGCAAACCGUUCCGCGACCUCUGCCCUCCAUGGCGCCGCCAUCACCUUUCGGCGCGUUUGGUCCGGUUUACAACUCCUUUCCAGGAGGACCUCCGCUACUGUCGAACACGAUGUACCCCGUACAAACACAAUUCCAAUCGCCCCCAAUGCCGUUCGGUGCAUUCAGUUCUGCAAACGCUUCGAUCGAUCCUGCUUGGAGAGCACCUGACCUACCUCCGCCGGUUCCCUGGGGAGGGUUCUGGACUCCUGGCACCCGAUCCAGGUUCAAGACAGUCGCCAAGGUGCAACAACUUGCUGCCAGGACUAAUCAUGAUCAGGAGGGUGAGGAUGAGGAUGACAUUCUUCUAGAUGUUUCUACCACUGGAGCCACCAAGGCGACCGAGAACACCCCGGUGAUCAACAAGAAGCUGGCACCCUUUCGUCCUCCAUCUAACGUCUCUUCCCCAGCCAAUCACCAGCUAAAGACAUUCGCAGCUACCUCGACACCAAAGUCACUUGACAGUUUUGAUGUUGCGAAGGCAGAUGGAGAGAAAAAGAAGAACACCAAGAGGAAGACACCAGCAAAAAAGACGCCAGCGAAAACGAAGGCUAUUAAAGAACGUAUCGCUAGUCUGGUGGACGAAUCUGGCAUACAGAUCGCUGGGUCUCCUGUAGUUGACAGUCCCUCGGCUGACACUCAACCCGUUCCUGACACACAGCCUGCUGUCGAGCAGACGCCAGUUGCUGAGAAGUCAGUUAUCGAAGGUCAAGUCUCUAUUGUGAGAAAUACUGGAGCGGUGAAAAGAAGAAGGACGCCAAAUACAAAGACACCAACAAGUGAAAAAGCUUCUUUAGAGCAGAGCGCUGAUUUAUUGAGGGCGAGCCUUGUAAAAUCUGCUCCUGUUCCCGCGGCGAAAGAGUCUUUUGCAGAGCUUGAAUUUGAGACUCGUCCUAUCGUUGAGCACGAACCUAGUAUUGAAAAGGAGUCUGGCCAGCUUUUUGUUGAAAAACCCAGGGUCGAGGCCUCUGUUGUCGAGGAACCUGCUGUUGGCACAGGUCAAAAGACAUCGAAGAGGCAGACUCGAACGAGGGUUUCAACAAGGGAACAACAUGUUGGGGGGCCAAGCAGCAAUCCCUCGGCGAGUGAUAGCAACCGGCCCGCGCUACCUCCUACAGUUGAGCAGCCUUUAGUCGGGACUGAACUUGUCGUUGAGAUUCAAUCCUCUUUGACAGUUCAAAAUGGUCCCGGGCAGCCCUAUGUUCAAGAGACUAUUGCAAGAGAAUCAACUGUGGAGAAGACUUCUAUCGACGAAGGUGCCGUUGCCGAAAUCGAGCCUCCUUCCGCUAAGGGCGAUGGAGACCAGUCUGCAAGCAUCCCAACAACAAUCACCAAGUCAGUAAAUCACGAUCUUCCAGAGAUACCGAGUUCUGCGGAUUCAAGGACGGCGAGAAGGAACAGGCGACUCUCGAUGCGAGGCCAGUCUUCUCCAGCUGGGGCCAAGCGGUCCUCAAGGAAACAAGUUGCCUCGAGAUAUGAGCAGUCUCUCUUUGAUGGAGCAACAAACGCGAAUACCACCUUGAAAUACUACAGCCCCAGCUGCGGCGCACUUGUCACAAAGCCAAGCAACCAGCAACUUUGGGUCGAGAUACCGGUGGAUGGUACCUUGGACCCUAAGGCCUUUCAAGUUGUUGUCGAUGACGACAAUCUGAUACCAGAAGUCCCAGCAAUGAAAAUAGGACUAGAAACUACAAACACAUUGGCAGUAGAGGAGAUGGCGAGGAAUGGCGUUGCCAAACCUCAAGUUCAUGGCGACCAUGAAACUCAAGCAGAGGCUGUCGAAAAACGAAGCCCCCCAUCGAACGAUCUGUCACAUGAGGUCUUUACUAGGAACGUUGUUGACUCGGCAUAUGCCUUCUCUGACGAAGAUGAGCCAGCCAUAACAAAAGCUAGAAUUCGACGAACUGAACCCAUUCGACCCAACCCCAAGCCCAAAACCACGGAGAAAUCUAAUGUGAAAGAAUUCGGGAUACCCACACCAGCGUCGUCCUUUGACCGUAACAGUCAGUCCACUGAGUCUCAAGCUACUCCGGAAGCGGAAAUACCGAUGGAGGAACUUCCAAUCAUCUCAGCAAUUGUGACCACACAGACUGCUCGCCAAACGCCAUCAGCAGGCUCCGCACUUCUCGACAAGACCAACACCAACAGCGAAGGACCUUCACUGCCCAAGCCUGUUCAAGUUAUCAAGGCUAGGCGGGGAAGGAAACCCAGAACUUCGACAGAUUUGAGCGUAACCGCCUCAGCGGUGGCAACGAGUACACCUGCCGUGACAGAAAAGCCAUCUGAACCGGUUCCUAUUAUCACCGCUUCAGCGUCUACUCGGCCUAGAAGACAGAGUUUGAGGUUAUCAAGGGGAAGGCGGGAUUCGGAUAUCACAAUUGCAGGGUCAACAACGCCGCAACAUGCAACGGCUACGAUGUCCCAGCACGAAGAUGAGUCUCUUGUCAUUCAAGAGAGUCCACAAGGCACACCCGAACCCGAGUCUGUAGAUGAGCAUAAGGCUGGAAGCCCAGCUAGCCCAACCUUGACUGCGACCAUUCCUGCGUCUCCGAAGUUGAUAGAGACCAUGGCUGCUGAUCAAGAACUUUUGGAAAUCAGCUUGCUUCAGGAGGCAAUAGCCCGUCAACGAUUUUGGUCGCCCAAACCUGAAUCGAUAAUACUCGGCCACGAACCAUCACCACCGGAGCCAACAGCAGAGACGCUUUUGGAAGUCCUCAUUCCUUCUGAACGGAUGCCGGCCCCCUCAGCUUCGCCUCCACCGCAGGAAAAAGAACCGGACAUUGAAGUCAUUCAACCACAGAAGGAACCAGAACAACCAACAACCCCUGUGAAAACAAGGUCAAGGCGCGGACGCCCAAGCUCUGCCGCUUCCCUCCCCACAGCAACAGUCACCACAACCACCAAGGUCAAGACCAAAACAGGCUCCGCCUCGGGAUCACAACCAGGCAAGAGAAAGGUCCAAACACCCUCCACCAUUACAUACACUACCACACGCACUACCAACACCACCACCGCCCCUAUGACAUCCUCAAGAACAAGGACGACCCUCACUGGCACCCUCCAAAAACAAAGCCAAGUCCAAACCCCUGGCACAACCAAAUCCACCAAAUCUCUUUUGGGCAACAACAACAACACCACCAUCCUCUCUCUCAUCUCCUCCGACACGGACGAUGAAGACGAACUUACUCUUGAUUUUGGCGGCACACCGUCAGGCAUCUCGAAGGGGGUUAAGCCCGCUAGCAGCACAGCAACAACAGCAACAACAAGAACAACAACAACAACAACAACAACAACGAAAAAGACAGCUGCAUCUACUAUCCCUUUGGCUUCGCUCCUCCGGACUCCAUCCCGCAAACUUCCUCCUCCUCCUCCAGCUGGUGGUGGAAUAAGAAAAACAACUAGCUUGGCGAAGAUUGCUUCUUCUAUUAGUGUUGGGAGGAGAUCAACUUCCUCUCCAACUGCUGUCCGUGCCGUGACACCCACUGGUGUUGACUCUGAGGCUGAGGGAGAAGAAGAAGAAGAAGAAGAAGAAGAGUUUGUUGGAUCGGAGGUGAUUCAGACGCCAGGUGGGACGCUAAGACGGUGCGGUGAGGCUGGAUUCAGGUGUGACAGGGAUUUUUGCUUUGGGUGUUUGUAGUUGUGCGUGUGAUGUAUGUGUUUCUGUGUUGUGAGUUGUGAGUUGUGUGUUUGUUACUAGGGUGCUUGAGGUUGUUGCGGAAAUCGUGGGUGGAGUGUUGUUUCGGAGAUGUUGUGGGUGGCGGAGGGGAGUGUUAUCGAUACAGUGUUUCGGUCGCGGAAUUAGGUUGAAGUAGAGUUAGGUGCUAUGGUUAAUGGAUACGUAUGAUCGAUAUGGGCAUUGGCGUGUGGUGAUUGUUCACUGGGAAAAGGAGUUACGCACUCGUGUUACCUAGCCAACUAUUUAUCAGCUACAUCAUACAGACUUGGCCGUGAAAUCUUAACGUUGAAAGGAGCUUCGACGUGGCUUCC
This is a messenger RNA of Neurospora hispaniola, 4652 nucleotides long. RefSeq lists its product as uncharacterized. Gene Ontology annotation, cellular component: nucleus. The transcript has a single exon. Gene Ontology annotation, molecular function: protein heterodimerization activity; histone binding. The record is from RefSeq and is a predicted model, not a curated record. NCBI's taxonomy places the organism in Eukaryota, Fungi, Ascomycota, Sordariomycetes, Sordariales, Sordariaceae. The coding region runs from base 238 to 4302 and encodes 1354 amino acids.